This is a messenger RNA of Mycena indigotica, 1326 nucleotides long. Its product is annotated as APH domain-containing protein. The record is from RefSeq and is a predicted model, not a curated record. The transcript has a single exon. The coding region runs from base 1 to 1326 and encodes 441 amino acids. NCBI's taxonomy places the organism in Eukaryota, Fungi, Basidiomycota, Agaricomycetes, Agaricales, Mycenaceae.
AUGUCAUCCCCGCCUUCAAGCUCUUCCGAACUUGAAAAUGAGGAAUUUGGAAGACUACUGGACAUCAAGCCCGACGACCUCGUUGCGCUAAGCUGGAGAAUUUAUAGCGGGCUCCAAGAAGAGCCGAUCCCAUCCUCCUCCGCACCGAUUGCCCAUCUUGUCGACACUUUCUAUGGCUCAUUCAAUAUUGUCCACAUCCUAGAGCUCAACGGAGACCGCAAAAUAGUUAUUCGGAUACCCAUUACUGGCAAGUCUGGCAGCCUUGAGGGCGCAGCGGGCCAGGCUAUCGAGUCGCAGGUCCAGACUAUGCGACAUAUCCGCGCGACUACGACCAUCCCCAUCCCAGAAGUCUACCACUUCGACGUUACCGACAACAACGAACUAUCCGCCCCGUACAUUGCCAUGGCGUAUAUUCCUGGUGUCAGUGUUGCAAAAAUGUGGUUCAACGAUGACGAGUCCAUUGAAGAGAAACGCUUGAAAAUACUUUCGCAACUUGCCGGGUUUUCCUGUCAGCUUCGCGAGUUGCGCUUUGAAGCAAUUGGGUCGCUGCUGCCUCCACUUCCCUCUGAUAGCAGAAUGAGCAGCAUUGGACCGUGCUUCAGCUGGGAAGAACCAGAAGAGGACCCGGACAACGUUGGUGUCAUAUCCUACGGGCCAUUCUCGACAAGCGAUUCCUGGCUAGAGCAUAUCUGGGCCCCGAUACUCCGCAAUCCCAAAAGCCACUAUGAUAGAGCCUGCGUCAAAAUUAUUGAAACAAUGCUCCCUCACCUCCCCCAAACCGCGCCGCACUACACGCUAACCAUGCCCGACUUCGAUUCACAAAACGUAAUGGUAGACGGCGAGGGCAAUAUCACAGGACUCAUCGACUGGGACAACGCAAGAACCAAGCCUGACUAUCUCGGCUUUGCACGCUUCCCGGGCUGGAUCACGCGGGACUGGGACCCCCUCAUGUAUGGCUGGCCUCAUUCAGACAACGAGAAUUCGCCGGAAGAAUUGAACAAGUAUCGUCAGUAUUACUUUGACGAAAUGAAGACCAUCCUCGCCGCGAUUGGCUCCACAGACUACUAUCUGACUGAAAAGGCGCAUGUAUUCGAGGCCCUUGUCAUCGCGAUGGCGAAUGAGCACCACACGAUCCCGAUUUGCGCAAAGUUCGUUGCAGAGGUGAUGCGUGCUCUGCCAGAGGAAAACGCGUUUAAAGAGGCGGGCUGGAAAGUCGGGCAGGAGAUCGCUGUGCUUGUCUGUCUCGGGGAUGGAGAGCUAGAGGAGGAGGCCUGGUUGCAACUGCAAGAUGGACUGAAGACGUUGAUGGAGCUUAGUGUCAGUUAG